Messenger RNA from Pelecanus crispus (Dalmatian pelican), 613 nucleotides. The record is from RefSeq and is a predicted model, not a curated record. NCBI's taxonomy places the organism in Eukaryota, Metazoa, Chordata, Aves, Pelecaniformes, Pelecanidae.
UUCAUAUUCAACUUUUGAUGAUAUGGAAGUGUUUUUACAUGGUCUUGGUCUAGAACACAUAAUAGGAUUAUUGAAGGAAAGAGAUAUAGCUUUAAGACAACUUCUGAUCAUGCAAAAAGAUGAAUUAAUACAGAUUGGCAUUACAAAUCCUGGAGAUCAACAAAAACUCCUAGGUGCUAUUAAUGAGCUGCAAGUGGAAGAAAUAAGGAUUGGAGACCUCCCUGAAGUGAUGAAGCUGGAAUUGAGUGGCGAUGAAUUCCUCAAGUUUCUUCAGAAGCUGAAUAAAGAGUGUAGUAAACUGACCGUUCCUCUGCAAACCGUGAAUCAGCAUUUCCUCAAAAAUUCUCACAAGAUAGUACUGCAGUGGGCACCAACUGAAAGUUUUAUUGAAGUCUGCAAAGACUUGGUUUGCAGUGCGGAAAAGCUGGGAGAAGAAGUUACCAAACUGAAGGACCUGGUGGAGAAGCAUGAUCAGAAGAAUGACCCCAGCCGAGUGAAACUUCCAGAAGAAGCACCCAUCUUGGAAAAAAGAUUAGUAAAAAUGGGAGCGGUAACAUUGCUUGGAUUUAGUUUUUUCUUCUUUAUAACUAAGUUAGUGAUAAAGAAAACCUGA